AUGGCCUCUGCAACAUGCAUCCAGUUUGGAGAGCGCCACACGGACAUCAAGACUUUGCUAGCUUGGGCUGCCGUGGCCAUCGUCGUUGUCAUCAUCGUCAUUGUCAUCAUUAUCGUCAUCGUCAUCAUCGUCGUCGUCAUCAUCAUUCUUCAGGCUGCUGAAAGGAACAGUUGGCCAGAAAGUAACACUGAAUCCCACAUAGAAAACAUCACCUUUGAUCAGAACCAAAUGGACUUUUCCACAGUGGUCUCCAAGGAGGGUGUGAGGACUCAGACCCCCAGAAAGAACCACACUUCUUCAGAUGCUCCAGAAAACUUCACUCCACAAACUGAAGCAGCAGAUGCUGGAGGAAGAAACGACUCUUCCGGGAAGACAAAUUUCACCAUUUCCCCCGUCGGGGCUGACACAGCAACAGCUCUGACUUCCCAGAGCAUCACCAUAGCUUUGGGAACUCCUCACUUGCCAUCCAGCUCAGGGUCUGAAGGAAGAACUGCCCCUUCGCACACGGAGAGCGCAACAUCCCGGGGUUCCCUGGCGAGAGGAAAGGGGCUCCCAGAAGAAGUGACCGUGCACAGCCAAGUGGCUGCCACUUGGGUUUUAGGCCAGUCCCCUCUUCCUGCUCUGGAGGUGGGAGAAGGGAAGAGAAACAUCUCAGGACCGGCGUUCUCCUGGCUGCCUUUCUCCAGGACACCGGCUUACUCCCCUCCCUCAGAGCCCUCCUCGGCUUCUGGAAGCACAGAAGUGCUAAACAACUCCACUGUUCUCCCAAGCGCCUUGGCGAGUCGGACAGAGAGUAUGCAUGUUGCCACCACGCUCCCCAGUGGUGUCCCAGGGUUGCUCCAGUCCUUAACCAUCAGUCUGUGGCCUCUAAAUGAGACAGAGAGUUUCCUCAAGGACUCCGAAAUUGCCCGGACUUCAGUAUCAGCCCAUUCUUCACACUUUGAGGCAGGGUUGCAAAGAAACAGUGAAGUAAUCAGGAAUCCGGGGGAUGGGGGAUUCAUUGAGCCGUCCACAGAAAAUGGAUUUGGCCUCGCAUCUUCCAGGGUCUCCGUGGGAUUCUGGCAAAAUGAUUCCCCAACCUUGGGAGGAGACCAGCUUGCCAGCAGCUUGGAGGCAGAGCAUGGAAGCCCUGUGUCUCGGACCGAGGCUGUGUCCGGGUCCGUCCCGUCGGGCAGGAGUGGAGACAGCACGGCGCGCUCCUUCUUGACCAACAGCAAGGCGUUCGCAGAUGUGACAGGAAGCUCUACUUCCUAUCCUGAAGUUGUGCACGCUUCAGUUUUGACCCACUUCUCAGCCUCUGCCCCCCAGUCUAGAGGAAGUGACAGAGCGCUGGGCGAUAGGAGCUCCGCUGAGCCGGCGACCGAGUCCUUGUCCUCAUCCUCCUCCGAGAGCCUGGAUUCCUCGGCACCACGUGGUGAACGCUCGAUCACUGGAAUUAGCUACAAUCAAGUGCGUGGCACGGAUAUGGAACAGGGGACUUCUAGUGACUACACAGACCACACCUAUGUCUCAUCUACUUUCACCAAAGGAGAACGGGCGUUACUUUCCAUUAUAGACAACAGUUCAUCCCUGGACUUAAGGGAGAGUUCUACCUCUUCUACUAAGAUCUCGAACUCUUCACAUUCAGACUAUUCUUCCUCUUCUCAGGCUCAGACUGAAAGAAGUAAUGUGUCGUCCUAUGAAAGGGAGUAUGCCCAGCCUUCCACUGAGUCGCUGGGUCUGCGCACAGCCAACGUUCCCUCCUACGCACCCACCAUUAACAUGUCCAACACUUUGGUUCUUCUGGACACUGAUGCUGCAUCGAUUGGUGACUCUUCUUCUCCUUCAGGGCCCCCUUUGCCCCUGCCCUCGGUGUCCCAGUCCCACCAGUUGUUCUCAUCAAUCUCACCAUCAACCGGGGCCUCUACUCUUCCACUGCAGUCCACUCCCGAUGCGCCCACACCGGUGUCUUCCUCACCACCACCCUUACCAGGGUCCCUGACAGCAUCUGCCCCUGCCUCACCAUCUGCCUCCCAAACAACCCUACCACCUUCACUUUCUACCCUGGGCCUGCCCAGGGCAAGAGACACUCCUGUGACUUCAGUUCAGACGGGGACAAUGGCAUUAUCUGUGGCAAUGCUCCCCAGCGGUCAAACAGCAGAUCCUAAGAACCAGAGUCACCCACACCAUGAGAAAGUCAUUACAGAAUCAAAGCCACCAGGCCCGGAGUCUCUGCCCACAGAGGCCCCUGAAGCUAUAACAGUGAGAUCUACGUCAGGGAUCCCUGUGCCCUCGACCUUAACAGAGUCCUCCACUCAGCAAACCCUCCCAGCCACGAGCACCAGCAUACCCCAAACGUCUCCAGCUUUGACAACCACCGUCCUCGAGACCUCUCAUCCCUUCAGCCCUGCGUCAACCACAGCAGCUCCCAUGGCUGACCCCACAACAGUACAGACUACGGCUGAAAAACAGCUCUUGCCAACCAGCCCCGAAAUCCCAGCACCACGGAUCUCCACAGAAAGCUCUGUCACCACAGAAAGGAGCCAAGUCCAUGGAGAUGCUACCAGCCAGUUGAUCCCCCUCACCAGUGUACCCACAUCAGCAAAAGGAUUAACCCCAAGACCUGGCAUGACAGAAUACAGCCCGGCUUCACAUUUCCUCAGAACAUCUCCCCCAACCACAGGCGUUUCCACGGCUGAAGUAUUGACUCCUAAAUCUACCACCGUCGCUGCCCAGAGCAGCACGCAGUCGCCAAAAGCAUUGUCAUCUCCAGCCUCAGUUAACAGCUGUGCCACUAACCCUUGUCUUCACGACGGGAAAUGCAUUGUGGACCCCACUGGCCACGGGUAUCGCUGCGUGUGCUCACCCUCCUGGCAAGGGGAUGACUGCAGUGUGGAUGUGAAUGAAUGCCUCUUGAACCCCUGCCCACCCCUGGCCACAUGCAACAAUACUCAGGGAUCCUUCACCUGCAAAUGCCCGGUUGGCUACCAGAUGGAAAAAGGAAUAUGCAAUUUGGUUAGAACCUUCGUGACAGAGUUCAAAUUAAAGAAAACAUUUCUCAAUACCACCGUGGAGAAACAGGCAGACCUACAUGAAGUUGAAAAUGAGAUCACCAAAACAUUAAAUAUGUGUUUUUCGACAUUACCUGGUUAUACCCGAUCCACAGUUUAUGCUUCUAGGGAGCCCAGUGCAGUGGUCAUGUCACUGCAAACCACCUUCUCCUUGGCCUCCAACGUGACGCUGUUUGACCUGGCUGACGGGAUGCAGAAAUGUGUCAACUCCUGUAGGUCCUCUGCUGAGGUCUGCCAGCUCUUGGGAUCUCAGAGGCGGAUCUUUAAAGCGGGUAGCCUGUGCAAGCGGAAGACUCCGGAAUGUGACAAGGAGACCUCCAUCUGCACCGACCUGGACGGGGUCGCCCUGUGUCAGUGCAAGUCGGGCUACUUCCAGUUCAACAAGAUGGACCACUCCUGCCGAGCAUGUGAAGAUGGAUAUAGACUCGAAAAUGAAACCUGUAUGAGUUGCCCAUUUGGGCUUGGUGGUCUCAACUGUGGAAACCCUUAUCAGCUGAUCACUGUGGUGAUCGCAGCAGCAGGAGGUGGGCUGCUUCUUAUUCUAGGCAUCGCGCUGAUUGUUACCUGCUGCCGAAAGAGUAAAAAUGACAUAAGCAAACUCAUCUUCAAAAGUGGAGAUUUCCAGAUGUCCCCAUAUGCCGAGUACCCCAAAAACCCUCGCUCACAAGAAUGGGGCCGAGAAGCUAUUGAAAUGCAUGAGAACGGAAGUACCAAAAACCUCCUCCAGAUGACGGAUGUAUAUUACUCGCCCACAAGUGUAAGGAAUCCUGAACUUGAACGCAAUGGACUCUACCCGGCCUACACUGGACUGCCGGGGUCACGGCACUCGUGCAUUUUCCCUGGACAGUAUAACCCAUCUUUCAUCAGUGAUGAGAGCAGGAGAAGAGACUACUUCUAAG
This is a messenger RNA of Neomonachus schauinslandi (Hawaiian monk seal), 3949 nucleotides long. It is a transcript of the gene HEG1, whose product is annotated as heart development protein with EGF like domains 1. The record is from RefSeq and is a predicted model, not a curated record. Gene Ontology annotation, molecular function: calcium ion binding. NCBI's taxonomy places the organism in Eukaryota, Metazoa, Chordata, Mammalia, Carnivora, Phocidae. The transcript is spliced from 19 exons. Gene Ontology annotation, biological process: heart development. Bases 1 to 3948 code for a protein of 1315 amino acids.